Molecule: messenger RNA, 546 nt
Organism: Closterium sp. Naga37s-1
Lineage: Eukaryota; Viridiplantae; Streptophyta; Zygnematophyceae; Desmidiales; Closteriaceae
Source: the annotation of a GenBank genome assembly
AUGCGUGUGCGCGCGCGUCGCCAUCUGCUUCGCGCAGCUCUCUGCUCCGUCGGCUCCCGCUCGCACUCCCCCCUCUCAUCCCCCGUCGUCCAUUCUUUCGCCGAGCCUCUAAGCCGCCGCCGCCAGCCAUGCCUGGCCACACGGGCCUCUUCCGCUGCGCAAGCGGGCGCCGGCGAUCAGGUCGGCGCAACUCCGCUGCCGGAGGGGGCUGCCACCAAAGGUCCUGCCGAGCCUGAUUCGUUUAGUUCGGAGCCAUCGUGUUCGGGUGGGAAGCGGCGUUGGUGGGAAUGGCAGGCGUGGCGCGGGCGUGAGUCGCUGGGCGAGCGCGUGAUGAGCGGCAUCGUCAACAGCAGCUCCGCACCCAUCGGGUCGUUCAUCAUGGAGCCUGUCACCGCGGCUGUGGCUGCUGCUGCCAGCGCGGGCGGGCCUCGACCUGCGCCCCGCCCUCUGUGCCUUUCUCGUCGCCCUCACGCUGCUCGCCCUGCCCACCUCCAUUGCCCGGGUGAGCGCACACCCACCACAACCCCACCAUGCAUGCGUGAGUGA